AUGUUGUGGGUCCCGACCGUUACCACUUGUGUGAGUUUUACUGUAUUACCUGAGCGGGGGUGCGAGGAUUGCAAGGAGUACCACAACUCUGAGUGUCCCAACCUGGGCCCCCUCGUAACAGUCAGUGACUCCUUCGUCCUGAGCAGAGCACGGUCUUCGUUGCCGCCCAAUUUGGAGAUCAGGCAGUUGGAGGAUGGAAGUCAAGGGGUCUUUGCCCUGUCUCCGCUGGUAAAGCGCACACAGUUUGGACCCUUCGAAGCCAAAAGGGCCAGCAGCCACCCAGAAAAAGAACCGGGGUUUUCUCUAAAGGUUUUCCAGAAGGACGGAUCGGUGGUUUACUUUGACAAAGCCAACGAGGAGGACUGCAACUGGAUGAUAUUCGUGCGUCCGGCCACGGACGUGAAGCACCAGAACCUCUCGGCCUAUCAGCAGAACGUCGAAGUGUACUUCACAACGUUGCAAGAUGUCCAACCUGGCACUGAGCUGCGAGUCUGGUAUGCUGCUUUCUACGCCAAAAAGAUGGAGAAACCCAUCCUGAAACAAGUGUCCAAAGGGGUGAAGGACGGGAGCUUGGUGCACAUCCAGUGCAAGAACGAAGAGGCCAGGAAGCUUCAGAAAGGUGGCUCCGUGCUACCCUCAUGCGACAAGCACAGUGCCUCUGGGCUCCAGUCUCCCUCUGGAGAUCAGGAGAGCAGCGGCCUGCCCGACGGACAC
This is a messenger RNA of Callorhinchus milii (elephant shark), 714 nucleotides long. Its product is annotated as PR domain zinc finger protein 15-like. Gene Ontology annotation, biological process: regulation of transcription by RNA polymerase II; cell fate commitment. The transcript is spliced from 7 exons. Gene Ontology annotation, cellular component: nucleus; cytoplasm. NCBI's taxonomy places the organism in Eukaryota, Metazoa, Chordata, Chondrichthyes, Chimaeriformes, Callorhinchidae. The annotation marks the transcript as partial. Gene Ontology annotation, molecular function: histone deacetylase binding; DNA-binding transcription factor activity; RNA polymerase II cis-regulatory region sequence-specific DNA binding. The record is from RefSeq and is a predicted model, not a curated record.